ACUAAUUUUCAAUAUAUUUUGUUUCUAUUUAAAGAAAAAUACAACAGCCUUGAAGAUGAACUAGGAGGGUUGCAGGUGAUACAAAGGUUUCUAUACUCAACUUGAAAUUUACGGAGCGGACUGCGUCUCUCUGUAAAGAAGGCAAACAAUAGUCCAUUGUCAACUAACUAUCACAGCUAUCGAAAGGGUGAGAUCUUUUGGAGAGGAACAUCAAGUGAAAAUAAUUCCCAUUUUAGAGAGUAGGUGCCAUCUUGAUCAUCCCCCCAAACCCAACAACAUGGUUGCCUCCCUGUACAAGAUGGAAGCCAUGCUGAAACAAGGCCACUACGAGGAAGUAGUGAGUCAAUGUAACUCUCUGGUUGGCACACACUGUGACCUGGAGUUGCUCCUCACGAGAGCUAUGGCCUCGGUGCUCUCAAAGACAAAUGCGCAAAAUGGCGUCAUGGACUAUCUCCAUGCUUUUAUGAACCAUCGGGAAAAGACGGUAGCGUUCAUAAGUGACCGGCAAACGCAACACUUGCAGCAGAUCAUUCAGACCUUCUUGGACUUUGUCUCACUUGGGGAAAAUAGUCACUCUAGACUGGAAAACUGGCAAAGUGCUUGCUAUGACUUUCUUGUUGCCAUAGCACCAAAGGACUUCCAGGUCCACCAAACAUACGCAACUCACCUGUUGGAAAAACAACAAUAUAAAGAGUGUGUAUCUGCUUAUAGUAAGGCUUUAGAGUUAUUGUCCACCAAUGGUGAGAUUUGGGGUGACAGAGUACCUGUCCUUCUCAUUGGCAGAGCAGCCGCAUACUUUUCCUUAGGUGGGAAGGUGCCAGAGUUGAUGAAAGACUUGACUACAGCCUUCGAGGCUCAUCCCAGCUGGGCAAGGAGAACGUUUGAGGAGCUCUUCCCUGCUGGAGAUAUCGAGACGAUAGAAAAGAUCACCAGAGAAGCCCUGGAGGAAGGGUUUGCAUCCUACAGAGAAGCAAUCCGAGCCAGGCUCGAAGUCCGAAGUGAUGGCAACAAGGGGUUGGUCUCCACAGUCAUCUCCACCCUUCAUUUCCUCAUCCAAAUUUCUCCAAAGUCCUGGCGGGAACUAAAUGUUCGCCUGGCGGAUUGUUAUGUCUUGAAAGGCGACAUCAAGAUUGCCUUGGAUAUCUGCAAUCGCCUUCUGGAUUCCGAGCAGGAGACCUAUAACAACACCAUUCUUGCCCUCCGAGGUUUUUGUUAUCUCCAUGCCAAAAGGUGUCAAGAGGCCCUUCAGGAUUUCCAAAAGAUCAUCGAACAUGCUUCUCCGCAUCCCAUCAGCUGUGUCAAGGCCCUGUGCGGGCGCGGACUGAUGCGGGCUUGGGAUGGGAGUACUUACUGCGCAGCCCUGGACUAUAUCACUGCCUGUGGGCUGAGAUUUGAGGAAACCAGCUUUGUGAUCAAGUCCUACAUACCGUGGAACCAAAGAGGCUUCCUUUUGAUUGUUCUCCAAGAGGAAGCACAGAAGAUGCUAGAAAGGAAGCAGAGCAGCUCAGCUCCGCAAGACAAUACAUUGAGCAGGUUGAGUGGAAUCCAGAUGAAACAAAGGAAUGCAUCUGCAGCACACCAGCUGGCUUUGCUCCUGUUGGACCUGGAUGCUUCCAAUGAAGCAUCUCGGAUCUUAUGUGCCGAUGCACUCUAUCAGAUGGAUCAAAUGAAUGAAGCUCAGAAGAUCCUUCUGGUAGCGCUCUCCAAAACUUCACAGAAAUCUGCUGUCCUAUCCAGGCUGGCUCUGCUUCAGUUGAAAAAAGGCUUUGUAUAUGAUUGCAACCAGCUAUUGAAGAAGAUCGCCCAAAGUGGAGAGACAUCCAGUUUCUUUGCUGUUGUGACCAUUUUAAAAGAUGACGACAAGACCUUAAUGCAGAGACACUGCCACUCAAGAGCGAUGACAAUCCUGAAGAAUAAGCAAGGCGUUGGCUACAUCAAAGAAGCCAUCGUCUACCUUUCCUUUGCCAUCUCUGCAGCUGGUGGUUUUGCGGUUGAUUCACUCCUCGCCCGAGCCCGCUGUUACGGACAACUUGGCCAAAAGAAAACGGCCAUAUUUGAUUUCAGCCUUGUCCUGAAAGAAAACCCUGCAAAUGCUCAGGCGCUUUGUGGGAGAGGGUUCAUUCAUUUGGCCCUGGACCAGGAAAAGGAAGCGGUGCGCGAUCUGACUGCAGCCAUCAAAGCCGACUCCAUUUUGGCCAUUAUGGAAAUCCUCUCCCUGAAGCUGGAAGCCCAGCUGCUGAUGCGCCAGUGGUUGCUUUCUCACUGCAGGGAGGCGCUGCUGGGAUUUGAGGCUCGCAAAAGGCCACCCUGCGGAGAGAUUCUGAAGGAUUGCGCCCUUGUGGCAGAAGCCCUUGUGAAAAUAAACAAGAAAGACACAAGAAAUCAUGCCCUCUACGUGGACCUUUUAACAGCUGAUGGGAGACACGAAGAAGCCCUGACUUACCUGGAGGAGACAUUUGGUGAGAACAGACCGGACGAUUCCAUCAGCUUUCGCUUUGGCUUGCUCCAGGCCAAGAAAGGAAACACGACCAGCGCAGCCCACAUUUUGGCAAGUUUAGCCACCAAGAACUCCGAAGAGCUGGGAUACAUUCUGAGCUUCUUAGACAUCAAGCAGAGAGAAAACCUUUCUCAGGUAGCAUCAAAAGAAGGGAAUGCUUUGGUGAAAAAGCAAUGCCAUGAAAAGGCUGUAGGCUACUAUUCCCUGGCUGUCUUGGCAAGCAACGGUAAUCCUCGGUACCUUCGCCAACGAGCUGCUUGCCUAUCCUACCUCAAAGACUACAAGAAAGCUUUGCAAGACAUGAACCACGUUGUCCAAAAUCAUGGUGCAAAUGCCCCAAGGACACAGGUAAAAGACUGUUGCUUCCUGGGACGGAUACUAUUGUGCAUUUCGGAGGAGGAACUGGCAGUUAAGCAGUACAUCAGAGCCUUUGAACUGGAGGAGACGUUGACUCUGGCCAACAUCUCGACUGGUCCUGAUAGAGAGAUGCUGUCCAAAGCGUUCCUUGACACUGCAGCGUCCUGCUUUGCAAUGAGCCACUACGAGGAAGCCUGGAAGACCGCCGAGUAUGGCCUGAUGGUCGACCCAAAUAACCACGAACUUAAGAAACUUAAAACAAAGAUUAAGCGGGAGGCAUGUGGCUGCAGGGUUCAAUAAUUCGUUAUGCUUAGUGCCGCAAACCUCUCCCCUUUUCGUUUUGCUUAUUGACGACAAAUAAAUUAUUUAUUUAUCGU
This is a messenger RNA of Anolis sagrei ordinatus, 3231 nucleotides long. It is a transcript of the gene TTC34, whose product is annotated as tetratricopeptide repeat domain 34. The record is from RefSeq and is a predicted model, not a curated record. Gene Ontology annotation, molecular function: protein binding. NCBI's taxonomy places the organism in Eukaryota, Metazoa, Chordata, Lepidosauria, Squamata, Anolidae.